This is a messenger RNA of Pipistrellus nathusii (Nathusius's pipistrelle), 462 nucleotides long. NCBI's taxonomy places the organism in Eukaryota, Metazoa, Chordata, Mammalia, Chiroptera, Vespertilionidae. The record is from the annotation of a GenBank genome assembly.
AUGACGGCGUGCAAGCGGGUGGCGAAGGAGCUGGAGGAUCUGCAGAAGGACCUUCCCCACUACCUGCGGAACCUGUCCAGCGAUGACGCAGAUGUCCUGGUGUGGCAUGUCCUCCUUCUGCCCGAGAGGUCGCCCUACAACCUCAGGGCCUUCAACGUGCGCAUCAGCUUCCCCGAGGACUAUCCGAUGAGUCCCCCCAUGGUGACAUUCACAACCAAGAUCUACCACCCCAGCGUGGGCGAUGAUGGACAGGUCUGCCUACCCAUCAUCAGCCACCAGAACUGGAAUCCUUCUACCAAGGCCUACCAAGCCUUGAAGGCCCUCAACGAGCUGGUGAAUGAGCCGAACCUGGCGGAGCCCCUGCGCCUGGAGCUCGCCGACCUGCUGACGCUGAACUCGGAGAAGUUUUACAGUGACGCUGAGAAGUUCACCCUCCAGUUUGGAGUACCCCGGCCCACCUAG